AUGGCUGCACGCGUGAAGAACGUUUUCAAGCGGUAUGGUCGCACUGCUUUCUUCUUUCAUUCAGCUGUCUUCACCUCGACUCUCGUGGGAUCAUAUGCUGCAAUUAAUCAGGGCGUUGAUCUACAGGCAGUCGCCAAGCGUGUUCCCUUCAUUGAUCUGUCCAGCAUGGACCCAGAUGCCAGCACGCUGGCACUCGCCUAUCUUUCGACUGUGGCCACCGGUCCGGUCAGAGGUGCGCUCACCAUCGCCGCGUCACCAAUUCUAGCACGUCUACUGACUCGAAGCCGCCAGCUCACCAAAUUCUAG
Messenger RNA from Plasmopara halstedii, 306 nucleotides. RefSeq names its product Predicted membrane protein. Gene Ontology annotation, cellular component: mitochondrion. Lineage: Eukaryota; Oomycota; Peronosporomycetes; Peronosporales; Peronosporaceae. The transcript has a single exon. Bases 1 to 306 code for a protein of 101 amino acids. The record is from RefSeq and is a predicted model, not a curated record.